UAUCAAUCUGCCGUUUCCUACAGAAAUAUUGAUGUAGUAAUGGUUAUUGAUUACAACAGCAACAAUUGACCAAGUAUCUAAAAUAUUUUUAUAUAAUAUAGCUAAUGAUAAACUGUGAUUAGGAUUAUAAUGCUAGUUUGCUACUUUCUUCUCCUAUGCAGAGGAAGCUAAAAAUAAGAUGGAGAUGUUUAGAUGUUUUUUCCUGGCUUUGUUUGGAGGUUUGGCUUUCGUGAUCCAGCUCCAGCUUCUUCAGGUUAAUGGCCAAGAUCAAUCAGGAUUCAUUAGCUUAGAUUGCGGAUUACCACAAGACUCCAACUAUACUGAAAUCACUACGGGCUUAAACUAUAGUUCAGAUGCUUCCUUUAUAGAAACAGGCAUAAGUAGGAGUAUAUUACCUGAAUUCAGAACAAAUGUUCAGAGGCAGAUGUGGUAUGUCAGAAGCUUUCCUGAAGGAAUAAGAAACUGUUACAACUUUAGACUUAAAAAUGGGAGUAACUAUUUGAUCAGAGCAAGUUUCAUGUAUGGAAACUAUGAUUCGCAAGAUAAAGCACCAGAAUUUGAUAUGCAUCUAGGACCAAAUCUAUGGUUUUCAGUGAGACUGAAAAAUGCAUCCACUUUCAUAACCAGAGAGAUAGUGCAUGUUGUCUCAUCAGACAAUUUAUACGUCUGCCUGGUCAAUACGGGCAAUGGAACACCUUUUAUAUCUGUACUGGAAUUAAGGCUUCUGAUGAAUAGCAUUUAUAAGACUCAAACUGGAUCACUGGAUCUCUUGGCGCGGCUGGAUAUUGGUUCGAAAGACAAUGAAACAAUCAGGUAUAAAGAUGAUGUCUAUGACCGUAUUUGGUGGCCUCAAAAUUUCGCUGGUUGGAACCAGCUUACAACAUCACAUACAAUUGAUUCAAAUGGCCAUAAUGAUUUUCAACCACCAUCAGUUGUCAUGAGAACUGCUGCCACCCCCAAAAAUGCUAGCCAGCCAAUUGAUAUCCUUUUGAAUGGUGACAAUUCGACUGCACAAUUUUAUGUUUACAUGCACUUUGCUGAAGUUAAAAAGCUCCAAGACAACGAGUACAGGCAGUUCAACAUUUCUUUGAAUGGAAAGUUCUGGUUCGGACCUUUUGUUCCAGAUUACUUAUACACAACCACUAUAUACACCCUGUCAGCAUUAACUGGAGGCCAACAUCAAUUUUCAAUCUAUAAAGCUCACAAUUCUAGCCUGCCACCCAUUCUCAAUGCCCUUGAGGUCUAUAUGGUAAAAGAACUGUUACAAACACAAUCAGACCCAAUGGAUGUUGAAGCUAUCACAAACAUCAAGUCAAUGUACGGACUAAAGAAAAACUGGCAAGGCGAUCCAUGUGCUCCUCAAGCUUACUUGUGGGAUGGUCUUAAUUGCAGCUAUGCUGGUUCCGAUCCACCUAGAAUCAUAUCCUUGAACUUGUCCUCAAGUGGAUUGACAGGAGAGAUAUCUAGAUACAUAUCAAAUCUCAACAUGAUAGAAAUUCUGGACUUAUCUGAAAAUAAUUUGACUGGACCAAUACCUGAAUUUCUAUCACAAAUGACCUCACUAAGAGUCCUAAGCCUAAGAGGAAACUUGCUAAAUGGUUCUGUUCCAGUUGAACUUAUUGAGAGAUCAAAAAAUGGGUCGCUAUCCUUAAGUGUUGAAGGCAAUCAAAAUCUUUGCUUAUCAGCUUCUUGCAAGAAAAAGAAGAAGUUUAUUGUACCAGUAGUAGCAUCAGCUGCUGCAUUUCUUGUCCUUGUAAUUGCGUUGACUACCGUAUUGAGCAUUAAAAUAAGAAAAAAACAAGCUAGGAAGGCUGAUGCCACAUCCAACACAGAAGAUCAGUUACUAGAGUCAAAAAAUCGGCAGUUCACUUACUCUGAGGUCCUCAAGAUUACUAACAACUUUGAGAGGGUUCUUGGCAAGGGAGGUUUUGGAACAGUUUACCACGGCUACUUGGAUGGUGCUCAAGUGGCUGUGAAGAUGCUAUCUUCAAUGUCAGUUGAAGGCUAUAAGCGGUUUCAGGCAGAGGUUGAAUCACUUUUAAGAAUUCAUCAUAGAAAUUUGACAAGCAUAGUUGGCUAUUACGAUGAAGGCACCAACAAGGGGCUAAUCUAUGAGUACAUGGCUAAUGGAAACUUAGAACAGCAUCUGUCAGAAAGUAGCCCUAAUAUCUUGAGUUGGGAACAGAGACUAAAAAUAGCAAUGGAGGCAGCACAAGGAUUGGAGUAUUUGCACGAUGGUUGCACACCACCCAUAAUUCACAGAGAUGUAAAGUCCACCAAUAUCCUAUUGAGCGAGGACCUACAAGCCAAACUUGCUGAUUUCGGGCUGUCCAGAACUUUUCCUCUUGAAGAUGAUACGACCGUCUCCACAUUUGUUGCGGGUACCCCAGGAUACCUUGACCCUGAGUACAGCAUAUCAAACAGGUUAACCGAGAAGAGUGAUGUGUAUAGCUUUGGGGUAGUUCUGUUGGAGAUAAUAACAAGUCGACCUGUGAUCAAAAAAACCAAUAAGAAUGCUCAUAUAAGCCAAUGGGUUAGUUCCACACUCUCAAAGGGAGACGUAAAAAACGUUGUUGAUACAAAAUUACAAGGAGAUUUCGACAUUGAUUCGGUUUCCAAAACUAUAGAAUUAGCGUUGUCUUGUGUAUCCCCGAUUUCCACAGGGAGGCCAACCAUGAAUCAUGUAGUGAUGGAAUUAGGUGAGAGUUUGGCAAUCGAGAUGGAAAGGACAAAUAAUAGCCAUAAAAUUGAAGUGGGGUAG
Messenger RNA from Durio zibethinus, 2761 nucleotides. Its product is annotated as LRR receptor-like serine/threonine-protein kinase IOS1. Gene Ontology annotation, biological process: protein phosphorylation. Gene Ontology annotation, molecular function: ATP binding; protein kinase activity; protein binding. Lineage: Eukaryota; Viridiplantae; Streptophyta; Magnoliopsida; Malvales; Malvaceae. The record is from RefSeq and is a predicted model, not a curated record.